This is a messenger RNA of Lactuca virosa, 432 nucleotides long. The record is from the annotation of a GenBank genome assembly. Lineage: Eukaryota; Viridiplantae; Streptophyta; Magnoliopsida; Asterales; Asteraceae.
AUGCACCACCGGUCUCCAUCGUCUGCAAUCUUCACAAACUCGGAUUUUCGAUUUCAUCACUUCCCAUCACCAAGUGUUUUUCAACAAAAUCCUGUGUGCCCAAACAAUCAAUCAACACAGAAGAACCUGAAACUCCGCCCUGAAUACCACACAAUUUCUUCUGAACUAAAAGCUCUAACAAAAAUGGUUCAAGAAAAUCUAAGGGGGUCCACUGAUACAAAACAAGUUUCAAAUGCUGCUUAUCGUAAAAGUUCUUUAUUAGAAAGGGGAAAGUUGUAUGAAGAGUAUUCUGCAAGAAGAAACAAAAGGCUAAAAAGAAAAAGAGGUGAAUCUGAGGUUGAGAAAAUACCCCGUGUAAACAAUAUUUUGGGGUUAGGAAUGAGUCGGCAAAAAAAACAGAAGUCAAGAAAUUUGAGAGUGGAAGGAAGAUGA